UAUUUGAAGCACAAGAUACCCAAAAAGGCAGAGAGAGAGAGAGAAAGAAUGCAUUCAGUAAAAGAGAAGGUGAGCAAUGCAGCCAGUGCUGCAAAGGCGCAUGUUGAAUCCUACAAAGCCAAUGUCGAAGAAAAGGCCGAAAAAGCAACUGCAAGAACGCAUGAGGAGAAGGAGAUAGCGCACCAGCGAAGAAAAGCCAAGGAAGCCGAGGGGAACAUGAACCUCCAUGAUGAAAAAGCCCAACACGCCGCCGAGAAGCUACAUGGUAAACACCACGUUUUAGGCCACCACCAGCAACCGUUCGGUGCCAUGGACCCGAUUACCGGAACCACGGCACCGACCUUUCCUUUGGGAGGACAUCUUCAUGGACAUAAACACCACUAGUUUCCUUCCCUUUUGUUGUUUUCAUGUGUUCUUGUUGUAAUUUUUAUGCUACAUUUUCUAUUAUCUAGAUUAUUAAUAUACUACAAAAGCAAAACAAAUAAAUA
Messenger RNA from Helianthus annuus (common sunflower), 488 nucleotides. Its product is annotated as late embryogenesis abundant protein 6. The record is from RefSeq and is a predicted model, not a curated record. The transcript has 2 exons. Lineage: Eukaryota; Viridiplantae; Streptophyta; Magnoliopsida; Asterales; Asteraceae. Gene Ontology annotation, biological process: embryo development ending in seed dormancy. Bases 49 to 384 code for a protein of 111 amino acids.